AUGCCCCCCGACAUUCCUCCCUUUGCCAAACCCCUGGCUCCGUACGUACACUCCCGCCAAAAUGCCCUCCGCAUCCGCCAGGCCCUGACGUCUUACCUCCGAUCGCUUGUCAUUUUCGUCCCCCACGCGGAACAAUCCGCCCACCACGCUCACUCACAUCUAUCGCUGUGCGCGCCAAUUGACGCCAUCGCCGAGGUCAAACGGGUACCCGCCGACGUUUCAGGCUUAAGAAAAGACUACCUCCACGCACUGCAGGCCAACGUUGCCGCGCACAAGGAAUGGAGCGCAGCGUCCGAGGAGGUUGCCUCUCGGCGACGGCGCCAACGCGCCCCCACGACCCGUAACGAAGACGAGCUGCAGGGCCCCGGGGCCGACCUACGUGAUUAUUUGACUCUGCUCCGCGAUCGACGCCGUCAUGCGAGGAUGCAGGUGUUUCAGCAUUAUCUCGAUGAACUGCAAGCGCGGGAGGCCGUCGACGCAGACGCCUUUGGGGCUGCGGUGGAUCUCAGCCACUUGCCACUGGAUGCAGAGGAACCUGGUCGCAGUGACGAUAGCACGGAUCUGGAUGCACUUGUACAUCAGCUGGAGAGAGCUGUCGUCCACGCUAAGACCCAGCUCGAUCAGGAGAAGCAGUUGUUCAAGAAAAUCAAGGCGCGACACGACACUAGAAAUGAUAAACCCUCGCCGGCGGUUAAAGUCCUCGCACUCCAACGAACACGAAAUGAACUGGUACAAUGGGUGGAAGAACGGCUAGUCAGCGAGGGCGAUCCAGACGAGAGCAUACUCCAAGAGCUGCCAUCCAAGGAACUCGAGGAGGCACAGCGGGUGCUGGAAGACCGCAAGAUGCAGAUCGCACAGCAAUACUCCUCGUACCUACAAGCUCGGCGAGAACUGCUCGAUGCCGCCGCCAGAGCGUGCCAACCCGUUAAUCUCCCCGCCAAGGCUCCCUCUCCACCAGUCCCCAAAAGCGACCUCCUAGCGGAGGAGGCCUCACCGCCAAAUCCUCUGGAUGUCCUGUCCUACGCAAACGAAACCCUCCUGCCUCUAUCCAAAAGCCAAAAAGCACUCGCGCUCCAGAAAUCCUAUUUAUCUGGGCUCCUCUCCAAGGAAAAAUCCACCACACUCCGCGCCCUCAACCGUCUCAGGGACGAGAGCCACCUGCUACCAGAAUAUCCGAUUCUGGCUCGCCAGCCACGCUUCAAGCACGCCGUUGCAGCUCUCAAUUCUCGUAACCAGCCCCAUGCUUCCCCUGACGACGAAACGGACGAGACAGUAGCCCUCGCCGAGGCAUGGGCCUUUGCCUCUGAAGCGGCAUCUGCCAGCGAGCAGGAGUACAUCGAACAGAAAGUGGCAUUGGGGAAGGAGGUAGCGCAGGACGCACGCAAGACGCUGGAGGAGGUCUACGGCAUGCUCAACCAGGACCUCGCCGAGGUGUUGCACGAGGAUGGACAGACUGAGCCAGAGGGAUCUGAUAUUUGGGCCUCACAGGCGCAGCAGUCGACGCGGGCCAGAGGUAGUGGGGGCAGGACGGAGAAGAGACCCAAAGGGCCGUGGUCUGGGCUGAAUGGGAAGGUGGGUGUAGAGUAG
This is a messenger RNA of Penicillium lagena, 1587 nucleotides long. RefSeq lists its product as uncharacterized. The coding region runs from base 1 to 1587 and encodes 528 amino acids. The transcript has a single exon. NCBI's taxonomy places the organism in Eukaryota, Fungi, Ascomycota, Eurotiomycetes, Eurotiales, Aspergillaceae. The record is from RefSeq and is a predicted model, not a curated record.